This is a messenger RNA of Dothidotthia symphoricarpi CBS 119687, 1492 nucleotides long. RefSeq lists its product as uncharacterized. The coding region runs from base 48 to 1133 and encodes 361 amino acids. The record is from RefSeq and is a predicted model, not a curated record. Gene Ontology annotation, biological process: DNA replication. Gene Ontology annotation, cellular component: nuclear origin of replication recognition complex. Gene Ontology annotation, molecular function: DNA binding. NCBI's taxonomy places the organism in Eukaryota, Fungi, Ascomycota, Dothideomycetes, Pleosporales, Dothidotthiaceae. The transcript is spliced from 2 exons.
CAUCACUCAUUCGCCAUUUUUGUCGCUCACUAAACAAACCAGUCACGAUGAGUAGAGCAGCUAUCGAACAAGCUCUAACAGGUCUCGUACCUACAUUAAACGGGCCUCUACCGCCAGAGUUGGUUGAGCUCGCCUUUUCGCUGCUCACCCGCUCUGCUACAAACUCAUUCAAGUCUGACGAAGCAAUCGCGCGGCCAUAUGCAUGCGCGCAACUAGCCUGCGAGAGGCUAAAGAAGCGCCUUAAUCUACCCGCAAUCGUGUCGCGUCCUCCGUGCCCGCCCCGGAUCUACAAAAAGCUUUACAGUUACCUCAAUAGUACCCUGCCCGCGCCUUCGACCAAUCGAGAACCACAAACCCCUCGUAAAGCCGUAGCUUCUGCGCCACCUUCUGCGCAUAAUACACCUAAGACGUCCACGAGCGCAAAGAAGACCCCACGAACCACAAGAAAGGAGGGGGACAAGGCAGGAGAGCUACCGGGGUGGACCAUGUCCACUAUACGCUCUCUCGCCAAAUCAUUAGAUCAUCCAAAUGCUGCACCCCACAUUUUCACGGGCGUCGAGUCCAUCAUUCCUUUGUUAGCACGCAUGUCUGCUGCCGUCGUGGGGACACCGACCAAGCGGCCACGAAAAGUAACAACUACAUCUCAACCUCCCACGUCGCCCGUUUCAGACACUCGCAUAAUCGCUUUGAUAGCCACGGUAUUUCUGUAUGUCCUAGCUAGGAUGUCAGAUCAAGAAGUAACGCCCGACCAAUACCAAAAGUGGCAAGAGGACACAUUGAACACCCUUUUGGAGCUGCCAUCCGGGCAGAACAUUACGUAUGAAGAACUCUCCCCGGAGGUGAUACAACUGAGGGACAUGGCGCCUGGAGAAGGUUGGCUGCACAUGGAGUGGUUUCUCAACAUCGCGCCUUCGCAUGAUGUAGACGCCAUGGAAGGUGUUGAAGCAACCGACGGCAACGCACACUCUCUGAAGGAAAAUAGGAAGAGGCCAAGAGAUGGCGCUAGCAGCUAUAUUGGCCUGGGCACAAUGAUGCAGGAUGCUACAGACUACCUGGGCGAGCGCCAGCGUGAAGAUUACAAGAGAUGGAAAGCCAACGUUAUGGCCCGCGUGCAGGAAAUCGAGGCAGCGUGAGAACAUGUAGAUGCUCCAGCACACUGGUUUUUACUUAUAUGAUUAUAUCAUCCAUCCAUUAAGCAAGACCUUUGCUAAAAGCUUAUUAGACCACGUUGUCCGCUCCCAUAUCUCUCACCAGAUAACGCCUGUGACAAUCCACCUUGGUGAUGGUUAUCAACAUGUUCUUCUAUGGAACAUUGGAAGAUUAAACUUUGAGAGCACUACGACAAACAAGGGUUGAGGCUUUCAAGGACUGGAAACACGCAUAAAUACAACUGAUUGGCAGAGAUCCCAGACAGCUAAUCUUUCUUACCUUAUUGGAUUUGACUGAUCAACCCCAGCCACCGCACAUAAAAGUCGCUGAUGCUCAGCCUCGU